GCUCCAGACUGCUUCCUCUUUCUUCACUCUGAAGCCAGAAACAGGCCUGCAGAGCCCUUGGGAAAGUUGGGAGUGGAUUUCGGGAGCUCUUAGCCCAUCCACGUCCCCAGGCUAGGGUGGCCAAGUGCGGGCUGGAACCUCUUCCCUGCUUCAGAGGUGGCUGAGGGGUCACCUGGAGGCCUGCAGGAUGGAGGGGGUGCAUGAGAAGAAGCUGGCAUCUGUGUCCAACCUGGUGACUGUGUUUGAGAACAGCAGGACCCCAGGAGCCGUGUCCGGAGCCCACAGGCUGGAGGAUGAGCCUCACUGCCCAGGGAGCAGGCUUCCCCAGCCCCCGGGACCAUGGGAGAGGUCCAGCGUGGGGGAGACCCUGGAUUCUGGGCCCAGGACGGUUAGCAGGAGGUAUCUGAGCUCCCUGAAGAGCAAGCUGUCCAGUGGGGGCUGGAGGAAGUCCUGCCAGCCCAGGACCUGCCCCGGGAUGGAGACACAGGAGCCUGAGGAGAGGAGGAUUGUGCAGGAGCUGUUGGAGACGGAGCAGGCCUACGUGGCACGCCUCCACCUGCUGGACCAGGUGUUCUUUCAGGAACUGCUGAAGGCAGCCCGCAGCAGCAAGGCCUUCCCUGAGGACGUGGUCAGGCUCAUCUUCUCCAACAUCUCCUCCAUCCACCAGUUCCAUUCGCAGUUCUUCCUCCCAGAGCUGCAGCGGCGGCUGGACAACUGGACGACCACCCCCCGCAUCGGCUACGUGAUCCAGAAACUGGCUCCCUUCCUGAAGAUGUACAGUGAAUAUGUCAAGAACUUCCAGCGUGCUGCCGAGCUGCUGGCCACCUGGACCGACAAGUCCCCACUCUUUCAGGAGGUUGUCACCCGCAUCCAGAGCAGCGAGGCCUCCAGCAGCCUGACUCUGCAGCAUCACAUGUUGGAACCUGUGCAGAGAAUUCCACGCUACGAGCUACUGCUCAAGGAGUAUGUCCAGAAGCUGCCAGCCCAGGCCCCAGACCGGGCUGACGCCCAGAAAGCCCUGGACAUGAUCUUCUCAGCUGCUCAGCACUCCAACGCAGCCAUCACCGAGAUGGAGCGGCUGCAGGACCUGUGGGAGGUGUACCAGCGCCUGGGGCUUGACGACGACAUAGUGGACCCUUCCAACACCCUGCUCCGCGAGGGCCCCGUCCUCAAGAUCUCCUUCCGCCGCAGCGACCCCCUGGAGCGCUACCUUUUCUUGUUCAACAACAUGCUGCUGUACUGCGUGCCCAGAGUCAUCCAGGUGGGCGCCCACUUCCAGGUGAGGACCCGCAUCGACGUGGCCGGAAUGAAGGUGCGGGAGCUGGCUGAUGCGGAGUUCCCCCACUCCUUCCUGGUGUCCGGAAAGCAGCGCACCCUGGAGCUGCAAGCCCGGUCCCAGGAGGAAAUGAUUUCCUGGAUGCAGGCCUGCCAAGCAGCCAUAGACCAAAUUGAAAAGCGGAAUGAAACUUUCAAGGCUGCGGUCCAAGGGCCCGAGGGAGAAGCCCAGGAGCGGGAGCUGCAGUCGGAGGAGCUGGGCCUCCGGGCGCCGCAGUGGGUCCGGGACAAGAUGGUGACCAUGUGCAUGCGCUGCCAAGAGCCCUUCACCGCACUCACGCGCCGGCGCCACCACUGCCGGGCCUGCGGCUACGUGGUUUGUGCCAGGUGCUCCGACUACCGGGCUGAGCUGAAAUACGACGACAACAGGCCCAACCGAGUCUGCCUCAAAUGCUACACGUUCCUCACCGGAAACGUGCUCCCCGAGGACAAGGAGGACAAGAGGCACGGCAUCCUGGAGAAAGGGUCCUUGGCAGGGUCUGAACACAGUCUGAUGUGCAGCUUCCUGCAGCUCCUCGGGGAUAAGUGGGGCAAGAGUGGCCCCCGGGGCUGGUGUGUGAUCCCCCGGGACGACCCACUCGUGCUCUACGUCUACGCCGCCCCUCAGGACAUGCGGGCUCACACCUCCAUCCCCCUGCUGGGCUACCAGGUGACAGCUGGGCCCCCAGCAGACCCCCGGGUCUUCCACCUGCAACAGUCAGGCCAGCUCUACACCUUCAAGGCCGAGACAGAGGAGCUGAGGGGCCGCUGGGUGCAGGCCAUGAAGCAGGCAGCCAGAGGCUGGAGCCCUGGGGACCUCCCCGGGGACCUGUCUGACUGAGGCACAGCAGGUCACCCCCCUGCCCACAUCCCCUCACCAUGCUGCCCACUCAGAGCCUGCUCCCGUGGCCUCCAUGACCCCCCCCCCAAGCUAUGUUUUCAAAUAAUCCAUUUCCAGUCA
Messenger RNA from Choloepus didactylus (southern two-toed sloth), 2275 nucleotides. RefSeq names its product FYVE, RhoGEF and PH domain containing 2 (gene FGD2). The transcript has 16 exons. Gene Ontology annotation, molecular function: guanyl-nucleotide exchange factor activity; metal ion binding. Lineage: Eukaryota; Metazoa; Chordata; Mammalia; Pilosa; Megalonychidae. Gene Ontology annotation, biological process: filopodium assembly; cytoskeleton organization. The coding region runs from base 188 to 2155 and encodes 655 amino acids. Gene Ontology annotation, cellular component: cytoplasm. The record is from RefSeq and is a predicted model, not a curated record.